GUUGUCAAUGGUGAGACGAUCCACUGUGUGCUUCUCAUCAAACUGAAAUGUGAGCCAAUCAGGUCAUUGCAUUGACCUGAUCCUCCCACUGCAUGAGAUGACAAAUGAAGUGAAGACACUCCAGUUCCAACAGUCAGUGGCUGCGCAGAUGUGACUCAAAACAAUGCUAGUUUUUCAUGUCCUCAUCAGACUGCAAACCAGAAGAAAACGUAUCGGAUCAAAAUCAUUUUCAGUCACCAGACUGAAGUCUUGGAAGGAACAAUGAGCUGUGACUCCAGUGAAGAUCAUCCGACUCCUCUGACAACAAAUCUAGAAUGUGCAACUUUAAUUCUGGAUGUUAAUCAAACAAAGAUCAAUCCCAACGGACUUUCCUUCUUCAUCCAAACUGGAACACCGAACAAAAGAGUAUUCCCUGAAGCACAAUCUGCAGGCAUCCCAGGAGAGUGUAAGCUGGAAGAUCUGAAGCGAGCGAACACAGCCCUUUACAUUAUCUGUACUGCACUGACCAUGAGUAUGAUUGUCUCAGUCUAUCUCAUUUGGACCAACAAGAAGAAGAAUUGCGACAGUGAUUUCUCUUUUCCAUUUGAAACAGAAGCUGAGCCGACCAACAGUGAUCAGCAGGGAGAUGAAGCUUCAGUGACCUAUUCGACACCAACAUUCAGCGAGACAACAGUUACCAAAGCAGAAAGAAGAAACAUGCUCUCAGAUCAGAAAGAGACGAUCUACAACGACGUGCGUUUCACAACUGAGGAGUAAUUCACACUGAAUCUACUAAAUAAUGAUGUGAUUCUAGUUUCCGUGACUCCCGAGUGCCCAUGUAAUUUCCGGCAUUGGAGGUAAACAUUGACUAACGCUCACAUUCAUGUAAUCAUUAAGAGUUUUUGGUGACUGAAGCUUAAAGAAGCAUUUUUAAGUAUUUCGAUACAAUUCACUCCAUGUAAUCUACCUUGAUACUUUCGACGACUCAAGUAUUUACUGAGUACGUCCACAAUAUGAACUUUUGAUCUACGUUUCGGAAGACAUGUUGUGUAUUUUAACAGAUACAAUUCUGUCUUUACCUUCUCAGCUCUUUAACUUGUUAUUAGU
Messenger RNA from Salarias fasciatus (jewelled blenny), 1086 nucleotides. RefSeq lists its product as uncharacterized. The transcript is spliced from 6 exons. NCBI's taxonomy places the organism in Eukaryota, Metazoa, Chordata, Actinopteri, Blenniiformes, Blenniidae. Bases 262 to 756 code for a protein of 164 amino acids. The record is from RefSeq and is a predicted model, not a curated record.